GCACAUCUCCCGUUUCAGAAGUGUCUGUAACUUUUAGCCCUUCGUAUUAUUUAGUGCUCAAGCAACUCGUAAUUCAGUUUCAAAAAGGUUGCUGACUUCCUGAUGUCCAGUACAUCCUUAUAACCUACUGUUCUUAUACUGCCCCCACGAGGCCAAAAGGGGCAGCAACAUAAACACUUUUCAUUUGAUGAAGUGUGACGUAAAAUGUUUCCGUCUGUUUUAAUUCGAUUAAUUUCCCAAGCCGCUUAUCUUAACAAGGGUUGCGGGAGUGCUGGAGUCUAUGUCAGCUAACUUCGGGGGGAAAAAAAGGAAACUACACCCUGAGCUGGCACGAGCACGUGGAGCUCUGGUGAGGGCAGCGGUACGGCGUGCACAAGUGGACUUUGAGGAGGUCGUCAAAGAGAUUGACGGCACUUUGACCCACUUGGGGUGGAGGGACACCAUCAUACCCACCCCCCACUUCACAGACACGGAUGGUCCCCUACCCAAGAAGUGUCCAGGACCACAUGCCGGCGCCUGCUCACAAAACGCAGCAGUGGCAGAUGCAGGUCCAUUGUCUGAAGGAAAAGGAGGAGGUGACCGUCUGAAUACAAUAGAAGCGCAAAAAGACGGCUCAGGAGUUGAACAACAAAGCAGUAGCGUUCUCGAAGCAGGUCAAAACCUGAGCUCUGAUGAGGUUUUGGAGAGCACCAUGGACUCCACCUCCAUCUGGACUAGCAUGGACAGUCUUCCCCAUAAAGGUCUGCUACGGUACUGCUCGGCCCAAGAGGUGCCCCCUGAUCCCGAGGCCCUCCGUUGCCAAAGAGACGCCCUGACCAUGGAGCUGCUGUGGCUGCAGCAGGCCAUUGACAGCAGGAAAAAGUACUUGUCUCUGAAGAACAAACUGAGCAUGGCUUGAAGCGAACUUGGCUGUCUUUAUCAAUACACCGACAAUGAAUUGCUUACACAUUUUUUUAUACAGGCAAAAUGGUUCAACUGUAUAUUUUGUAUCAUAUUGUAUUUUUUAUAUAAAAAAUAAAUAUCUAUUUUCCGACAAUGGU
Syngnathoides biaculeatus (alligator pipefish) is the source of this 1040-nucleotide messenger RNA. RefSeq names its product IQ motif containing C (gene iqcc). The record is from RefSeq and is a predicted model, not a curated record. The transcript is spliced from 5 exons. Gene Ontology annotation, molecular function: protein binding. Lineage: Eukaryota; Metazoa; Chordata; Actinopteri; Syngnathiformes; Syngnathidae. Bases 281 to 898 code for a protein of 205 amino acids.